GAUUUUUAUUUUAUUCCAACCCGCAGUCCUAAGGCCUCUGCUCAGCACAUCGAAGCAGAUUCAUUCCUUUUAACCAUACAAACAUCUACAACAAUUCCUCAUCGAUAAAGCACAAUUGCAGAAACAAGACAUCAUGUCAACAACCUCAUCCUCAGAGCCCAAACCAGGCGAAGCGGGAUACGUGAAUCCGCGCGGAAUUCCGCAGGCGCCGUUUAUCGAGGCGGUAGAGGAAUAUGUCCGGAGUAGGGAUCAGGUCGAGUCGAUCUUGCAGUCGUUCCAGGAGAUGCUGAGUAAAUACAAAUACAUGGAAAUGAGCACUCUCCGUCGCGCGGCGGGAUUGCGGGAAAAGAUACCAGAUAUUCAAAAGACUCUCGACACAGUGUUAUUCCUGGAUUCAAAACGGGACGCCGAGGAGCCUACGAUGCUCACCACAUUCGAACUUAACGAUACCCUCUACGCAAAGGCGAACGUGACCGCCUCAGACUCUGUCUACCUCUGGCUAGGCGCAAACGUGAUGCUCGAGUACCCCAUCGCCGAAGCCACCGAUCUUCUGACUGCGAAACUAAAGGCCGCGCAGGAGUCGCUCAAGCUGUGCGAGGAAGACCUGGAGUUUUUGCGCGAAAACAUCACGACCGUCGAGGUUAACACCGCCCGGGUUUAUAACUGGGACGUGCAGAAGCGCAGGGAGGAGAAGGAGGCCGGCGAGAGAAUAAAGUGAAUAGAUUGUGUUUGAAGGGUGUAUUAGUAUAUAUAACUGAAAGA
Molecule: messenger RNA, 762 nt
Organism: Myxozyma melibiosi
Lineage: Eukaryota; Fungi; Ascomycota; Lipomycetes; Lipomycetales; Lipomycetaceae
Product: Prefoldin subunit-domain-containing protein
Exons: 6
Coding region: 134-718 (194 amino acids)
Biological process (GO): protein folding; microtubule-based process; tubulin complex assembly
Cellular component (GO): cytoplasm; prefoldin complex
Molecular function (GO): tubulin binding
Source: RefSeq, a predicted model, not a curated record